Molecule: messenger RNA, 2737 nt
Organism: Neogale vison (American mink)
Lineage: Eukaryota; Metazoa; Chordata; Mammalia; Carnivora; Mustelidae
Gene: BMI1
Product: BMI1 proto-oncogene, polycomb ring finger
Exons: 10
Coding region: 238-1218 (326 amino acids)
Biological process (GO): negative regulation of transcription by RNA polymerase II
Cellular component (GO): PRC1 complex
Molecular function (GO): promoter-specific chromatin binding
Source: RefSeq, a predicted model, not a curated record
AGGCGGAGGAGGAGGAGGAGGCCGGGCUCGGGAGGCAGCAUGAGCCGAGCGCGGCGGCCGCAGCUCCUCUCGGCUGCGCUCGUUGCCCAUUGACAGCGGCGUCUGCAGCUCGCUUCAAGAUGGCCGCUUGGCUCACAUUCAUUUUCUGCUGAACGACUUUUAACUUUCAUUGUCUUUUCCGCCCGCUUCGAUCGCCUCUCGCCGGCUGCUUUUUCCGGGGCAUUUUAUCAAGCAGAAAUGCAUCGAACAACCAGAAUCAAGAUCACGGAGCUAAAUCCCCACCUCAUGUGUGUGCUCUGUGGAGGGUACUUCAUUGAUGCCACGACCAUAAUAGAAUGUCUACAUUCCUUCUGUAAAACAUGUAUUGUGCGUUACUUGGAGACCAGCAAAUAUUGUCCUAUCUGUGAUGUCCAAGUUCACAAAACCAGACCACUACUGAAUAUAAGAUCAGAUAAAACUCUCCAAGAUAUUGUAUACAAAUUAGUUCCAGGGCUUUUCAAAAAUGAAAUGAAGAGAAGAAGGGAUUUUUAUGCAGCCCAUCCUUCAGCAGAUGCUGCCAAUGGCUCUAAUGAAGAUAGAGGAGAAGUUGCAGAUGAAGAUAAGAGAAUUAUAACUGAUGAUGAGAUAAUAAGCUUAUCCAUUGAAUUCUUUGACCAGAACAGAUUGGAUCGGAAAGUAAACAAAGACAAGGAGAAAGCUAAGGAGGAGGUGAAUGAUAAAAGAUAUUUACGUUGCCCAGCAGCAAUGACUGUGAUGCACCUAAGAAAGUUUCUCAGAAGUAAAAUGGACAUACCUAACACUUUCCAGAUUGAUGUCAUGUAUGAAGAAGAACCUUUAAAGGAUUACUAUACACUAAUGGAUAUUGCUUACAUUUAUACCUGGAGAAGGAAUGGUCCGCUUCCUUUGAAAUACAGAGUUCGACCUACUUGUAAAAGAAUGAAGAUGAGUCACCAGAGAGAUGGACUGACAAAUGCUGGAGAACUGGAAAGUGACUCUGGGAGUGACAAGGCCAACAGCCCCGCAGGAGGGGCCCCCUCCACCUCUUCCUGUCUGCCUAGCCCCAGCACUCCCGUUCAGUCUCCUCAUCCUCAGUUCCCUCACAUCUCCAGCACUAUGAAUGGAACCAGCAGCAGCCCCAGCGGUAACCACCAAUCUUCCUUUGCCAAUAGACCUCGAAAAUCGUCAGUAAAUGGGUCGUCAGCAACUUCAUCUGGUUGAUACUCAAGACUUCUUAAGGAAAAAAAAUUUUAAAUCCCCGAUUUAUAUAGAUAUCUUCAUGCCAUUACAGCUUUAGAGAUGCUAAUACAUGUGACUGUCGUCCAAUUUGCUUUCUUUUGUAGUGACUUUAAAUUUGGCUAUAAAAGAUGGACUAGAUGUGAUACUCAUAUGGACGUUAAUGGAAAAGAUUGUUCCUCUAAAGAGAAUUGGUUUCUGAGAAGGCAGGCAAGAUGUUUUUCUGUGUGUUAGGCAAGAUGUGAAAUGGUUUUUGUAACCAUGGUUCAGAUUUGAAAAAUUAUGCAGUGGAUAUAAACAUUGGGCCAUAGUUUGUUAAUCUCAACUAACGCCUACAUUACAUUCUCCUUGAUUGUUCUUGUUAUUAUGCUGUUUUGUGAACCUGUAGAAAACAAGUGCUUUUUAUCUUGAAAUUCAACAAACGGAAAGAAUAUGCAUAGAAUAAUGCAUUCUAUGUAGCCAUGUCACUGUGAAUAACGACUUCUUGCAUAUUUAGCCAUUUUGAUUCCUGUUUGAUUUUUACUUCUCUGUUGUUACACAAAACCGAUCAAAGGAAAGUAAACUUCAGUUUUACAAUCUGUAUGCCUAAAAGCGGGUACUACCGUUUAUUUUACUGACUUGAUUAAAUGAUUCGCUUUUGUAAGAAUCAGAUGGCAUUAUGCUUGUUGUACAAUGCCAUAUUGGUAUAUGACAUAACAGGAAACAGUAUUGUAUGAUAUAUUUAUAAAUACUAUAAAGAAAAUAUUGUGUUUCAUGCAUUCAGAAAUGGUUGUUAAAUUCUCCCAACUGGUUCGACCUUUGCAGAUACCCUAUGUUUAAGCCUUAUCAGCAUAGAACAUUUUUAAUGUGGAUUUCUAAUUCUAAAUUCUAUUCCAUUGGAAGCAAUUGGCAAAUCAUAAUACUGAUUUUCUCUAGUAAUACAUGUUUACUUUUAAAAUUGUUGCAGUAAAGAAAAAUUUUUAACUAAAGACUUUGGAAACAGUGUCUUCAUUUCCUAUUGCCUUUGAUGGAAUGAAUGUGUUUUUAAAAUGCAUAUUGAUCACUGUAAUUCUAAAACAGAUUUUUAAGUAAACCAGCAAAUUUCUGGAAGAAGGCAUUUUAUCUAAAAUUAUUUUAACAUUAUGGUUUAGCAGUUACUUCAAAUUUAAGGAGUUGCUUUAACAGUUAUAAACAAUGACAUAUGCCCUCUCUCUAUCUCUAAUAUCUUGAAAUAGAAGCAAUUUAUUUUUAGCUUCUCCAGGUAUUAAUUUUUAAAUAGAGUGAACAUGUUCAAUUUAAAAUAUGAAUAACCACAGUCGUUUUCAGUUUGUGUUUUGCUUUGGUCGAACUUGGUGUAUGUUCAUCACCCAUCAGUUAUUUGUGAGGGUGUUUAUUCUAUAUGAAUAUCGUUUCAUGUUUGUAUGGGAAAAUUGUAGCUAAACAUUUCAUUGUCCCCAGUCUGCAAAAGAAGCACAAUUCUAUUGCUUUGUCUUGCUUAUAGUCAUUAAAUCAUUACUUUUACAUA